AUGUUCUCAACUCUAGCUUUAUGCUCCCUGAGCAUUCUCUCCACCUUCACCACCACAGCAGCUCUCCAGUUCCCCCCGGUAGACCUGGGCUACGCAACCCACGUCCCAACAUAUAUCAACACCACUGAAUCGGGUACUCGAAUCGGUCUAUACAACAACAUCCGCUUCGCCCAACCACCCACCGGUUCCCUGCGGUUCCGAAAACCACAUACCCCCCCACUGUCCCAACGCGGUAUCCAAGAUGGCAGGGAUAGGCUGUUCUCCAGCGACUGUGUCAAUGCGGCGCCGCCGCAGGUUCCGUUCCCAACGAUGAAUGGCUCCGCAUGGGGACAGGAAGAUUGCCUCUUCUUAAACGUGUGGGUGCCAGAGGGGGUUCGGCCAGGAGAUAAUGUACCGGUGAUUCACUGGUUGCAUGGAAGUGCGUAUGCAUUUGGAAGUAAAGAUCUGUUGAUCAAUGCCAUGGGAUUGAUGGAUUUGAUUAAGAGGAAGGAGGAUCGGUUUAUUUUUGUGGCGAGUAAUUAUAGGCUUGGGCUUUAUGGAUGGACAUCCUCUGCACAUGAAGAUAUGGAUGCUAAUAUCGGUCUGCAUGAUGGUCUCGCAGCGUUGCAGUGGACCAGGAAUUAUAUCUCUCGGUUCGGUGGUGAUCCGGACGAUAUCACCGCGAUAGGAGAGAGUGCAGGAGCCGCAAUGAUUGGAUUGAUGCUCGUAGCGAAGGGGGGGAAUGAAACUCUUCCAUUUCAGAAGGCGUUCAUUUCAUCACCCUCUCUCCUGCCCAGAAGGAAUAUAAUAGAGCAACGCGAGGAUGUAUACAAUCACGUUCUAAAAGCAGCAAACUGCUCAUCCCUGGAAUGUCUCCGGAACGCUCCAGCUUCCGUCCUAGCAGCCGCUAAUAAACACCUCCUCUUCGACCUCCACGGCGGUGGAGGCGGUAAUUUCGGCCCCGGAAUGGGCAUCGGUGCAUUCGCCGACAGGGAAUACAUCCCUGAUGCAAUGACCGUGCUCUUCCACCAGGGUCGAUACAAUAAAAACGUCAAGGCGGUAUUGGUCGGGAAUAUGGCCACUGAAGGAGCGAACACGACGCCGGAUAUCACCACGCAUGAAGAAUUCGCUGCAUUCGUCCGGGGGUUUGUCACUGGCGCCAGCGACGAUACUAUCAACCGUAUCCGAGAUUUGUAUCCCUAUCCAGAUUCGCAGAUCCAGACGGUCGCUGAGAACUGGAUCACGGAUAUUGUUUAUGCGUGUAAUGCGCAAGCUAUUUCAAAGGCGUAUGCGAGGACGGCUCAGAGAUAUGUGUUUUCUGUGCCGCCGGCCACGCACGGGAUGGAUGUAGACUAUUACUUUUACAAAGAUAAUGCAUCGACACCUGUGUCGAGUGUUCCUAUCGCAAGACAGUUUCAAUCGGAACUUCUUUCGUUCGCCAAAGAGGAUAUUGGAAAGAGGAAUAGUACAAGAUGGCCUUUGUAUUCCACUGGAUCGAAGAUUGCUAACGUCACACUUGAUGGACUGAAGGCAACUGUUGAUCCUUGGGCUACGAAGAAGAAUUGCGAUAUUAUUUUUGAGAUUAUCAUGGAUAGGGAGAAUGGGGUUUAA
This is a messenger RNA of Aspergillus tanneri, 1590 nucleotides long. RefSeq lists its product as uncharacterized. Lineage: Eukaryota; Fungi; Ascomycota; Eurotiomycetes; Eurotiales; Aspergillaceae. The coding region runs from base 1 to 1590 and encodes 529 amino acids. The transcript is spliced from 4 exons. The record is from RefSeq and is a predicted model, not a curated record.